Molecule: messenger RNA, 1833 nt
Organism: Ostrea edulis (European flat oyster)
Lineage: Eukaryota; Metazoa; Mollusca; Bivalvia; Ostreida; Ostreidae
Product: monocarboxylate transporter 12-B-like
Exons: 3
Coding region: 277-1812 (511 amino acids)
Biological process (GO): transmembrane transport; monocarboxylic acid transport
Molecular function (GO): monocarboxylic acid transmembrane transporter activity
Source: RefSeq, a predicted model, not a curated record
GUGCUUAGGUCAGACCAGUGGUCGUGACUAAAACAUGGCUGUCUGACUUAAGCAAAAAUGAAAGUACAAAGUGCAACUCUGCGGGUAUAAAAGCAAGGUAUACACCUAAGAGUCAGGGGAAUUUCGGAUUACCGAUAGUUUAUAUUUCUCUCUCGCCAUGCCCCAAUUGUGGCCUCUGUAAUUUAUUAGGUCCUGUUUCAGACGUUUACUCAAUAUAUCGACAUUACUAAAUUGAAAUUGUGUACUGCAUCACAUCGUUUUUAGACAAACGUUUUAAUGGAAAAUGAAGAAACCAAUGAUUCUGACAGUGAUUCUUCAGAUGCAGACGACAUAGCUUUAGAUGGCGGCUGGGGAUGGAUGGUAGUGUUUGGCGCUUUUGUUAUUAACGUCAUCACGGACGGGUGUUCUUACUCGUUCGGGGUUUUGUUUACACAUUUGGUCGACUAUUUCCAUGCGAAUCGUAGCUCCACUGCAUGGGUAGGUUCCGUAUUUAAUGCAUCUCCACUUCUGUUUGGUCCUAUUGCCAGCAUCUUUGCCAAACGUUUUGGAUUCCGGAAAGCUACCGUCGUUGGAGGUUUGAUAGCGGCAUUUGGAAUGUUUUUAAGUAGUUUUGUGGAUUCCUUGAGCAUUUUGUGUGUUACUUACGGUUGCAUCUCAGGAUUUGGAAUUUCUCUUCCAUACUUAGCAUCCACCGUCGUGGUAAUGAUGUACUUCAAGAGAAGACGAUCUUUAGCGACGGGCUUGGCUGAAUGUGGAGCUGGAGUUGGAACACUGAUAUUCGCACCUCUUCUACAGCUUCUGAUAUCAGAAUAUGGCUGGAGAGGAGCCUUGUUGAUUUUAAGUGCUAUUGUGUCAAAUAUUGUACUCUGUGGUGCUUUAUUCAGACCACUUCCAAAAUGUAGUGCGAAAGGAAAAUACAUGACAGAAUCCCAACAGGAUGGCAUGGAAAUCUCAGAUCUCGAAACAACACCUGCAUUACAAAUUGAUACGAAAGAUGAAGAAAUAUGUGAUUGUGUUAUAGUAAAAAACUUAACUAGAGUUGAAUAUAACAAAACAGGAAACCUACAUAUCGGAAUUCAGGAUGAGGCUCACCCAAAUUUGGGCAAGAGUUCGAACUUUUUAUCAAAAUCAACCAAACCUAAUGAACAUUCCCCAGAAAAAGACCCAAAACGACCUGAGAAUAAAACAAAGCAUCGAAAAUGGAGAAUUGUUGACAUCAAAGUACUCCUUGAAUGGCGUUUUGUAAUAUUUCUCAUUUCAAAUUUCAUCCUUUAUUUUUGGUAUGAUGUUCCCUACGUGUUCACCGUGGACCGUGCCUUGGAAAUCGGCGAGUCGGAAUCUCGGGGUACUCUUAUCGUGUCUAUUGUCGGCAUUAUUCAUACGAUUGGCAAUAUAGUGUUUGGAUUUCUCGGUGAUUUGAAAAGGGUUAAUCGUUCCAGUCUGUACAGCGCCUCAAUGUGGGUUACCGGCCUUGGUUUAGCAAUGGUGCCAUUGUCCAGGGAUUAUUUAUCAUUUGCGGCAUUUGACGCAAUCUACGGUUUCUUUGUUGCAGCUUCCGAAGCCUUAUCUUGCGUUUUAGUUGCUGAUAUAUUAGGCAUAUCGAAAGUAUCGGACGGCUACGGGAUACUGAUGUUUCUUCAGGGAAUAGCUAAUUUAGUAGGACCACCAUUUGCAGGUUGGUUAUAUGAUGUCUCCGGUUCCUAUGACAACACUUUUUUCGCCGCCGGUGGAUCCAUCAUAUUUCUAGGAUUUUUGUAUGCCAUAGUGCCACUCCAUGCAAAGAUUCAGGGAAAAUCAUUGGAUGACAAAUAAAAAAUAUUUAACCUAAGAAAA